Molecule: messenger RNA, 5082 nt
Organism: Helicoverpa zea (corn earworm)
Lineage: Eukaryota; Metazoa; Arthropoda; Insecta; Lepidoptera; Noctuidae
Product: monocarboxylate transporter 14-like
Exons: 6
Coding region: 500-2902 (800 amino acids)
Biological process (GO): monocarboxylic acid transport; transmembrane transport
Molecular function (GO): monocarboxylic acid transmembrane transporter activity
Source: RefSeq, a predicted model, not a curated record
CUCACUUAGGUAACAAAACCUCCUUGUGAUCCUCUCGUCCUUGUUGAGGCGAGGGGUGUGGGAGGUCAGGGUAGCUGGUGGAGUCUAUGGAGGCGCCACCCUGGCCACCCCAUAUCGAUCGUCGUCUCGUGCCGGUCGUAUAUAGACCUGGGAUACCGUUUUGAGUGCUCGUCUGUACUACAUAUUUCCCUUGAAGGUUUUAUGCAGAUUCAAACUAGUCCACUAACUUCGCGUUAACGAGUUGUCAAGUUGUGGCGCACAAUCGCGCCACUCGCCGUCAACACGCGUGUAUGGGCGCCGAAACUGAACACACGGUCUUUCCCCGGUUCUUAAUGGUGUCCGGUCAAAACAAGCCAAACACAUUGAAACUCAACAGUGUGGCCCGUCAGGCCAGUCGAUAUUCCGCCCGAGACCCAAGAUUAAGAACCUAAAUUGAAGCUUUCACCCCAUAAACUGCCAGUAUUUUUUCCAAGGUAUUAUUUGUAGUACAAAAUUUAAAAUGGAACAAGAUUGGGAACCAGUUAUUUUGAGAACUAGCAGGACUCCGAAGAAUAAGGAACUCGUACGAGAAAAUGCUGUUAGAGAGUCCCUACUGUCUGAAUCCACGUCAGGAAUAUGUAAAGGCGAGGAAGAUGAUACUACAAGUGUUGGCACCAAUUCAUUCUCAAGCCCUGACUUAGAAUUUAGCACUAGGGAACGGCUCCCAACCAUUCAAGCAAGAAAGAAUCCAAUCCUAAAUGAGGAAGUUACAGCUUUACUGAACAAGCCGAAAGCAAAUCAUGUGAAAAUAACAGAGAAUCCUGCUGAUCGAGACAUCGAAAUUAAAAUCAAGGACAAAGAAAAGUCCAAAAAAGACGAAGUUAAAAUCCCCGAUGGUGGAUGGGGAUGGGUGGUUGUACUGUCAUCUUUCAUAAUAUCCAUGAUAGCAGAUGGAAUCAGUUUCUCCUUUGGCUUACUGUACAUCGAGUUUCUACAAGAAUUCGAAGCUAGUAAAUCUACAACUGCAUGGAUCGGGAGUUUAUUCAUUGCCGUACCGCUUCUCUCAGGACCUGUAAUGAGUGCUUUAGUAGACAGAUAUGGAUGUCGAAGCAUGACAAUUCUCGGUGGCAUUAUAUCGACAUUGGGAUUCGUUUUAGCAUCGAUUUCAACAACUCUCGAAAUGAUGAUGAUUACAUUUGGAGUUAUAGCUGGUUUGGGUCUCGGGCUUGUGUAUGUCACAGCUGUUGUAUCAAUAGCCUACUGGUUUGAAAAGAAAAGGAACUUGGCUGUGGGUUUAGGAGCUUGUGGUACAGGCGUUGGGACCUUCGUCUACGCACCAAUGACUCAAUAUUUCAUAGAAGAAUAUGGUUGGAGAGGAACAAUCCUCUUGCUUUCUGGGACGCUGUUGAAUCUUUGUGUAUGUGGAUGUGUUAUGAGAGAUCCUGAAUGGUGGACAUUAGAGCAAAAACGACAGAGGAGUAGCAGAGAUGAAGGAAAACUGAAGAAAGAAGACGAUAAGUCCAGACAUUCAUCUUCAGCGUCAAUUUCCAAUCCCUAUGUGUUUGAUUUUGAUGCUCCAACACGAGGCAAGAGUAUGGGCGGGCUGAUUCGAAGGGGGGUGUCUCCUGAAAAGGUGAUAAAGCAAGAAGCAGAAAGCAUCAAACGUCACCAGAAUAUUAUGAAGCUCAAGAAGAGUAAGCAAGUGAAACGCAAGUCGCAGUCCGUGGAGAACUUGCCAACUUAUCUUACUUAUAGCGACAAGGUAUCCAUGGGAACACUAGACACACUAGUCAAGAAAACGAGCAGAGACUACGGCAUCGAAGUGAAGUACCCAUCUUUCGCCAUAAACAGAACCAAAAAGACACCACCAAGAGAACCGAGCAACGAAUCCAAUGACCCUCCAAUCGUCAAAUUUACGAAACAUACACUACAACGAACGAAUUCAGAAAAAUAUCAGAACAACGAUAAAACUUCAGACAAAUAUGAACUUAAGAAUCCAGAGAAGAGAGUUAUUAGAAAGGCUCAUUCAGAAACCCGGGAUGAUAAAGAAAUGGUGAAACAAGAUAGUAAGGAGAAUAGGAAAGAUUGGUUAAAGAAACAGCUGUCGGUGAACCAUCAUUACUUAAAGGAUUUGAAGAUGCCCUUGAAUUCUAUUAGCCAUAGAAAUGCCAUGUUGAAUAUAAAGAGGUACAGGUUGAAGGCAUCGUCCUGCCCAGAUAUAUUUAAGAACUCUAUGAUUACCAUCGAUGAGAAGGAAGAGAACUGGUACGAUGACUGUGUCAGCUGCCUCGCCGACAUGUUCAACGUGACCCUCUUCAAGCGAAUGACCUUCAACCUCCUCUGUUUGGGCACCAUCAUACUAUUCAUCUGGUUCAUAGUGCCAUACUUCUAUCUCGCUGAACAUAUGUUAGAUAGUGGCUACAGUGAAGAUGACAGCGCUGGGAUGUUGAGCUUGAUCGGGAUUACUAAUACUAUUGGAAUGGUCGGCCUCGGCUGGAUAGGCGACUUCCCCCAAGUUUCCAUCGGAGGCCUAUAUGCCGUAUGUCUGGUCCUCUGCGGCGCUUCUGUGGCUGCCAUCCCAAGGGCUGCAGCACUGAACUACUGGCUCUUAGCCUCUGCUUCAGCAGCUUUUGGCCUAUUUUUCGCAGCAUCAUAUACUUUCACACCUAGUCUGUUGGUGAAACUGGUAUCGUUGGAUGACUUUACAUCGGCUUAUGGAUUGGUGUUGCUCGCUCAGGGUAUCGGUCAUUUGAUUGGACCACCGUUAUCAGGCUUCAUCUACGACGUUACAUUCUCGUGGGAGCUGUCGUUCUACCUCGCUGGAGGAUUCAUCAUGGUGUCCGGGAUGCUCAUAUCUCUCAUCCAGCCGGUCAGGAGCUACCAGAUCAGACAUGCUGUCGCUGAUGAUAUCAGCAUGGCUUAAGGGGUGUUGAACUCUUGGGUUGGUUUGCAUUCCAAAAAGUUCAAUUAGAUGCACGAUUAUAUGUACAUAUAUAGAUCUUGUAGAAUAUGCAAGGAAACUUCAUGAUUUUUUCUAUUGAUCAACAAGAAUUAACCUGCAUAGUAGAGCUACCUAUCGUCAAUAACACAUUGCAAGUAUGUAAGGAGAAGAGGUAGGCAGUAGUAACAAUUGUAAAUUAGUAAACAACAAUUAAUAAUCCACUCAUCCAGUUGCGCAUGUAGGUAUACCGAUUACCAGAGGUCAAAUCGCCGAUUAAAAUGGUGCAACUCAUCCUAAAUGCACUCGAAGCUUGAAACGAAUCUAUAGCUUAGCUUCGAAAACUUCCCAAGGACAAAAUAGAUUAAUGACUGAAAACGAUUUUUAAAGAUGCAACUACCAGCAAGUAUGAAAAGAAUAAAAUUGCAUAUAGUCUGAGAGCCAGACUUUUUUAAAAUGUAAUCAUCUCUUAAUCAAAUAUUAUAACGAUUUAUCUAACAUAAUGGUUCCCAUAUUAUAAUAUAAAUAUAAAGUUAUAGUAUUUUAAGACUAUUUACCCCUCUAGUUAUAUAUGUAUUACAUAUAAAAUUAAUUUUGAUAGUAAUUGAUCUUCCUAUUCGAAGUUGUUAUGUUUUUGUAGGAAUUAAUUUAUUUAGUAAGAAUUUUUGGACUUGAGUCACUUAAGUUAAUAAGUCACGAAUUUUUAGAUCACAAUUAUUAAUUUUAAUUAGAAACUAUUAGUUAUUUGUAGUCUUUCGACUAUUAUGGUAAAAAAAACGUGCCUAUAUAUCUACCAACUUAUGAAAAAAAUCACUAUCAAAUUGUAUUUUACUUAAAUAUAACUUAGCAAAAUAAAUACAUUUUUAAUCAAUAUAAGCACUUACUAUUUUAUCAGCUGUUACAAUUUGUAUCAAUAAUAACGAAGAAGUAUCUGAUUUCUAACACACAUAAAAUAAACUUAGUGUAUUAAAAAAUUUGUGAACGCUUUGAAAAUUAUUUUACUCAUUGGGUAUUGGGUUGCCCGGGUAACUGGGUUGAGGAGGUCGGAUAGGCAGUACUCCUACUCUGGUAAAACUUGUACUCAGCUGCUUACAAUUACAUUGGUAGCCAACCCCAAAAUACUUGGGAAAAAGACUAGGCAGAUGAUGAUUUAAAAAUUAUUUCAAUUUAUUAGUCAAUUGAAGGCGCGUCUGUCAAUUGGUCCAUUUAUUUUAAUUAAACAUCAAUUUAAAGCAAUUAAGAUAAUCCGCCUUGUAAUGUGGAGCGCGUGUUUAAGCAACGAGUCAUCUAUUAAGAAUUGAUCUUUUUUGAACUGUGAUUUAUUUAUUCGUAAUCUUAAAUAAAAAAAAACAUAUAAGUAUAGGAAAUUCAGUUAACAGUCAGUUGGUUUUGAAAUGUGAACUCGUUCAUUAUUUAUAUUAGAAAAAAGUAUUUCUUAUUUAUCUGGAAAAAAAACAUAUAGAAAUAGGCUUAACGUCUGUUUUUUUUUCUACCAAUAUUCAAUAAAAUAACCGAUGAUUAAUUAGAACUAAUGUGCCAUUAUCUGUAUAACGUACUGUACUAUAUUAUAUACCUAAUAGUAUUUUGAAGAAUAUAACCAUUCCACACUUUAUACAGUAAGAAAUAUGUAAUUUAACAUUUUUACCAAUACCGAGAUAAUAUAAAUGAUUAUUGUAACUUUUUAAUUAACUUUUACUUGUUAAAUUUUGUAAAAGAAAAACGUCAAAAAGAGUCAUCUUUACAUGUACGUGACCUUGGCAUUUUUUUUAUUCUCCAAAAACUCUUUACAAAAAUAUAUAAAAUAAGUAAAUAACCGGAUGAAUAACCUCAAACAACAAAAUUUUCUAAAAAAAAUAUGAAAACGUUUUUCUUCUGAAUAAGCGACAUAAUAUGAAUGAUUUCAUAAAUUCAUACUUACAGCUCUUGGUCUAAAAAACAUAGAGUAAGAAAAUUUGUAGAUAGAGCACAAUAUAGCAUAAUUUGUACCUAAUUUCGAACAAAUUAUACCUAUUUCUGUAACACGUUUAUAUGCACAAUGGAAAGAUAUUACAAUAUACGAUAUUGAUAUCUUUCCGAAUAAUUUAAGGUAGGUUUAAGAACUAACAGGUUUUGAUCAUGUUAUAUUAUUCUGUAUUUAAUCAAAUGUUAUUAAAUUAUUUAUUGGA